Molecule: messenger RNA, 342 nt
Organism: Arachis duranensis
Lineage: Eukaryota; Viridiplantae; Streptophyta; Magnoliopsida; Fabales; Fabaceae
Exons: 1
Coding region: 1-342 (113 amino acids)
Biological process (GO): DNA integration
Molecular function (GO): nucleic acid binding
Source: RefSeq, a predicted model, not a curated record
AUGAAAGCAUUGCUUAAACAGUAUGGUGUGGUACACAAAGUUGCAACUGCUUACCACCCUCAAACUAAUGGCCAAGCGGAGGUAUCUAACCAAGAGAUAAAGAGGAUUUUGGAAAAGGUGGUGAACCCACAAAGAAAAGAUUGGAGUUCUCGGUUGGGUGACACCUUAUGGGCGUAUAGGACGGCAUACAAGACUCCGUUAGCGAUGAGCCCCUUUCGGACUGUCUAUGGAAAGACGUGCAACCUCCCGGUUGAGAUUGAACACAAGGCAUACUGGGCGGUCAAGCAAUGCAACAUGGACUUUACCAAGACGGGCAUAGGAAGGAAGUUACAAUUAGAAUAA